UAAAAAUAUAAAUAUAUAAACUGGGAAAAAUAUAUAAAUAUAAUGAUGAAAAAAAAACUGAAACACCAAAACGGAGAAAGAAAGAACGGGGAUCGCCGUUGCGGCGCCGGCCACGACCGCCGUGAGCGCUAUGUUCAUCUUUUUCGGCAUAGUUGCGCCUCCACCGUCUCACUCUCUCUCUCUCUCUCUCUCUCUCUCACUCUCACUCUGCGUGUGUUUCUUCCUCUCUAGUAUUUCAGAUCUGCAUUUUGUACAUGAUUGGAAAUCGAAUCGAAGAAGAAUAUGAAAGGGAUGGAAGCUUGCCGCCGUGACUCCGGCCACGUCCUUCGGCGCGUUUUGAUCACUUUCCGUUCUCCUUCACUCUCACUUUCUCUCUGUUUCUCUCUCCCUCUCUCUCUGUCUCUCUAAUUUUGCAGGUUAUAUCAAUUUUUUGUUGUGUAUUUUCAAAUCUCAUGGAAUUAAUCUAUAUUUUUUUUCCAAUUUUGUGAAAUCUCCAAAUGAAUGAAAUUGGGGUUGUUGAUUUUGAUUUAUGCAGAUAACAUUAACAGAGAAUAAACUAAGAUAUUGGUUUAUUGAUUUUUUUUUUAAAAAAAAUAAUAAAAUUGGUUUUGGAUAUGGAUAUCCGGUUAAAUAAUCGGUUUUCAUAUUUGGAUAACCAACCAUAUGUAAAUGGAUUGGUUAAAUUUCAUUUUAGAAUUAACUGGAUUUUUAAGAUUGGAUUUGGAUGUGGUUGUGGAUUUUGCAUUAUAACCGAUUAUUUUGUGCACCCCUAUCUAGAAUAUUGACCAUCAAACAUAACUAUCAUAGCUAACUUGCGAGUUCUUACUUCUUAUCAACACACAAUUGCGAGAAAACAACUAUAUUUUCAUCCACAUUUCUAAAAAACCUAAAAGUUUGUAUGUUCAGAAGCACACUAUCGGGACAAAAAAACCGUGGCUUUAUUUUUUUGUGUUCAAUCAAAGUGAUUUUGGGUGGAAAAUGUUCGUAUCCACUCUUGAGAUGCUAUCUGCCAACCUCAUUAGGCCACUAACCACUAUUGCCACUAUGACUUAGAUAUUUUGGACUUUGGAGUGAGUGAGAGAGAGACUUAUUAAUAUUUCAACUGUGGGAUACACCUAAACCAGUCACACCAUUCACCAAUACUGAUUUGUGUUCUUGCUUUAUUCAUGUGAAAGCCCCAUCCAAAAUACAGAGAGAGUAAAUGGUGCAUGCAAGUGCUGGCAAGAGACACUACAAGUUACUAUGUGCCUUGACUGCAAUUGUCCUUAUAGCUCUUUGGUCUAUGUUCACAGGCUCUGUCACCCUCAAAUGGUCCACAAACAACAUCAAUCAAUUCUCAGAUGACUUGGAUUCAACGAUUCUUGAUAAUCUAGAUGUGUUGGAAGUGGAGGAAAGAGAGAAGGUGGUGAGGCACAUGUGGGAUGUGUACACUCGCAGUCAUAGUAACUAUAUUGGAUUACCUCAGUUUUGGUUGGAAGCUUUUGAAGCUGCUUAUGAGCACUUGGUCAGUGAUGUUCCUGCAGUUCGAGACGCUGCUGUUUCAGAAAUUGCCAAGAUGUCACUAGCACUGCGCUCACACAUUUUACACCAACUUCCUCUUCAACUUCAAUCACCAUUGAGCAGCAAGAGAUCAAGAAAACUUAAGCAAGAAAAGAGUCAGAGGGAAUUGGAUCAUUAUGAAGACCAUGCAUUUCAAAAUAAUCCCUCCCCAUCCUCUUAUAAUCUUACCUCCCAAAUGAAUACAUCUGCAUGAUUUUAUAGGUUUCUAAAUUUGAAUUAUUGUAGUUCAGAUUAUUUCUAAAUCACGCGAUGGCAAUCAAAUUCACAACAAAAAUUAGUAAUGAUGGUUUUUAGAUGAUAUUAAAUGAUGUGAUUAAAUUAUUUCUGUUUUUUUUUUAUUUAUUUAUGUGUGCACCCAAACAUUUUUCAUUUGAGAAUUGAGAUUGUGCCUACAUAAAACUUACUCCAUGGGACACCUUUA
Molecule: messenger RNA, 1981 nt
Organism: Trifolium pratense (red clover)
Lineage: Eukaryota; Viridiplantae; Streptophyta; Magnoliopsida; Fabales; Fabaceae
Exons: 3
Coding region: 1202-1753 (183 amino acids)
Source: RefSeq, a predicted model, not a curated record